AUGAUGUUGAUUAUAGUUUCACGGAUAUUUAAUAUUGUAUACAGGCAAGAAAGUACGCUGAUUAAGACUAUUGUUAAGCAUGUUUCAGACAAAUUAGACAUUGGACAAUUAUUUGUGGCCGAGAAUUCAGUGGGAAUGGAAUCACGAGUUCAUGAACUAACAAUUGAAUGGUCACAAAAUAUAUCCCAAAAAGCUCUUAUCAUAGGCCUCUGGGGGAUGAGAGGCAUUGGCAAGACAACUGUUGCCAAAGCCAUUUAUAAUAAAAUGGGUCGUCAGUUUGAAGCCAGAAGUUUCCUGGCAAAUAUAAGAGAGAACUCAAAGCAUGCUAAUGACCAAGUUAAUUUGCAAAAGCAACUCAUUUCUGAUAUCACUAAGACACAAGUUUUCAAGAUAGCUAACACUGAUAGAGGAAAAAAGAUAAUUCAGGAAAGAUUUCCUGACAUAAAAGCAUUUGUUGUGCUGGAUGAUGUGGAUAGUGUCAAUCAACUAAACACAUUAUGUGGGAGUCUUAAAUGGUUUUGUUCAGGGAGCAUAAUAAUCAUAACAACUAGAGAUUUGCAUAUGCUUAAUGUGCUUAAAGCUGACCAUAAGUAUGGGAUGAGAGGAUUGAAUGAAACUGAGUCUCUCAACCUUUUCAGUUGGCAUGCCUUUAAGCAAGCAGCCCCCUUUGAAAACUUCACAGAACUCUCUAAAAAUGCAGUCACUUACUGUGGUGGACUUCCAUUGGCUCUUGAAGUCCUUGGUUCUCAUUUGUUUGAUAGAGAAAUUGAAGAAUGGGAGUAUGUGUUGUCCAAGCUAGAAAGGAUUCCAAAUGAUGAGAGACAAGCAAAGUUAAAAGUAAGUUUUGAAGGUUUAGAACAUGGGGAAGAAUACGUUUCUUGA
Molecule: messenger RNA, 882 nt
Organism: Neltuma alba
Lineage: Eukaryota; Viridiplantae; Streptophyta; Magnoliopsida; Fabales; Fabaceae
Product: TMV resistance protein N-like
Exons: 1
Coding region: 1-882 (293 amino acids)
Biological process (GO): defense response
Molecular function (GO): ADP binding
Source: RefSeq, a predicted model, not a curated record